Messenger RNA from Cornus florida, 1062 nucleotides. RefSeq lists its product as uncharacterized. The record is from RefSeq and is a predicted model, not a curated record. The coding region runs from base 1 to 1062 and encodes 353 amino acids. NCBI's taxonomy places the organism in Eukaryota, Viridiplantae, Streptophyta, Magnoliopsida, Cornales, Cornaceae. The transcript is spliced from 3 exons.
AUGAAGCAGCACAAUCAAUUCAACGCAAUUACAUCUGUGGAAGAUCAUACUGGACAAGUAAAAACUCAAACAGAUGAGAUAAAAAAGGUGUUUGUGGAUUAUUAUCAAGAUACUCCUAUAACAGAUGAAAAGAUCAAAGCUGUGGUUAUGAAUUUCAAACCAGAUAAAGCCCCUGGUCCAGACGGCUUCCCAGCUAGGUUUUAUCAAUCAUUUUGGUCUAUUGUCCAACCUGAACUUAUUAAUACUUCUAUUUCAGAGGGGAGACUUACAUUGUCAAAUACUGCCUUGAAAGCAAAAUCCACAUGUUGUCAUACUUUUUUUGCUGAUGAUCUUUUGAUUACUUGCAAAGCUUCAGUUUCUAAUGCUAGAACACUUAAACAUAUUUUCAAGAUUUUUGGGGAUGCUGCUGGUCUUCAUAUCAAUUAUCAGAAAAGUAGUGUUAUCUUUUCCAAGUUUGCCAGAAGAAAGAGAUCAAUUUUGAACAUGCUUCAAUGCAAGGAUGAUGUCUUUCCUUUCAAAUAUUUGGGGUUACCAUUGAGUUCUACUGGUUUCAGAAAAUUCCAUUGUAAUGCUCUUAUUGAUAAAAUCUCCAAAAAGCUCUCUCAUUGGAGUACUAAGUUGUUAUGUACUGCAGGUAAAGCUAAGCUGAUAAAGUCGGUUAUUACUCUUACAUGUCUUUACUGGUGCAGCGUUUUUCAACUUCCUAUAGCAGUCAUCAAUCAAAUUCAAAAGAUGUGUAGAGAUUUUGUUUGGGGAAGCAGGGAAAAUAUGAAUAAACUUCAUCUCUUGAGCUGGAAUAUGAUAUGCAGGCCCAAAGAUGAGGGAGGUUUGGGUAUCAGGAAAUUGAAAGAUCUGCAGGUCACUUCUCAGUGUGUCUUGGCCUGGGAUUUCCUAUUAAGCAAGGAUAGGCUUUGGAUAUCUUGGUUUCAUCACAAGUAUACAACAUCUUCUAAUUUUUGGAAUGUUAUUCCUAAGAUUUCACAUUCAAUCUUGUGGAAGAACAUGAUUAAUGUUAGAGAAACUUUGCUUAAUGCAAUUCAUUUCUCAAUUGGUGAUGGGUAG